Messenger RNA from Trifolium pratense (red clover), 1871 nucleotides. Its product is annotated as cannabidiolic acid synthase-like. Gene Ontology annotation, molecular function: FAD binding; oxidoreductase activity. The transcript has a single exon. Lineage: Eukaryota; Viridiplantae; Streptophyta; Magnoliopsida; Fabales; Fabaceae. Bases 36 to 1667 code for a protein of 543 amino acids. The record is from RefSeq and is a predicted model, not a curated record.
AACCAUCAUAUAUUGCACAAAAUCACAAACAGAAAAUGUUGCCUCUAUGUUCAUAUUUGACUAUUGUACUAACAGCAAUUUUAUUUUCAUUUACAUCUUCUGCAAUUGAUACUAGCACUCAUGAAGAUAAUUUUCUUCAAUGUCUCUAUACUUAUUCACAUAACUCCACUUCAAUCUCUAAACUUGUUUACACCAAAAACAAUUCAUCUUACUCAUCAAUACUCCAAUUUACCAUUCAAAAUCUCAGAUUUGCAUCCAACACAAUACCAAAACCCCUUGUAAUCAUCACACCUAAAGAAAUUUCUCAUAUUCAAACAACCAUAACAUGUUCACAAAACCAUGGCCUGCAGGUUCGAAUUCGAAGUGGUGGCCACGACUUCGAGGGUCGUUCCUAUGUCUCCGAUGUUCCUUUUGUCAUCCUUGAUCUCACAAACUUCAGAGAAAUUGAAUUAGAUGUAGAGAAAAAAACAGCUUGGGUUCAAUCUGGUGUAACACUUGGUGAACUUUACUACAAAAUUAGUCGAAAAAGCCGAAAUCUUGGUUUUUCUGCAGGUGUUUGUCCUACUAUAGGUGUUGGUGGACACAUCAGUGGCGGAGGCUAUGGAAACAUGGUGCGUAAAUUCGGUCUUGCAGCUGAUAAUGUAAUUGAUGCUCACAUAAUUGAUGUGAAGGGUAGGUUUCUUGAUAGACAAGCAAUGGGUGAGGAUUUGUUUUGGGCUAUUAGAGGUGGUGGAGGAGCAAGUUUUGGUGUCAUAGUUUCAUGGAAGAUAAAACUUGUUCAUGUUCCAUCAAUUGUGACAGUGUUUACUCUUCCAAAAACAUUGGAACAAAAUGCAACCAAGCUUAUUCAUAAGUGGCAAUAUGUGGCAAGUAAAAUUGAUGAAAACAUAGUCAUCAAUGUUAUCUUGCAAAGAGCAAAUUCAAGUAAAAAAGGCGAGUCGAAGAAAAAUUCAACAGUACUAGCUUUAUUUCAAACCUUGUUUCUUGGAGGUGUAGAUAAACUCAUUCCCUUGAUGCAACAAAACUUUCCUGAACUUGGUUUGGUUAAAGAAGAUUGUACUCAGAUGAGUUGGAUAGAAUCAGUUGUUUACCUUUAUGGAUUUCCGAAAGGCGAAUCGCCUGAAGCGUUGCUCAAUAGAACACUAGCUGGAAAAGAUAUCUACAAAGUAAAAUCCGAUUUUGUGAAAAUUCCCAUUCCUGAGAUUGGAUUUGAAGGAAUAUGGCCUAUGUUUGAUGAAGAUGGUGGCAAAGAUGCAAUGAUGUAUCUUUUUCCUUAUGGUGGCAUUAUGGAUAAUAUUUCUGAGUCUGAAAUUCCAUUUCCACAUAGAUAUGGAAAUUUAUACCAAACUCAUUACUCGGUUCAUUGGCAUCAAGAAAAUGAUGAGGUGGAAAAAGUGAAAUUGAAUUGGAUUAGAAAACUUUAUAGUUAUAUGGAACCUUUUGUUUCAAUGUCUCCAAGAACUGCAUAUAUUAAUUAUAGAGACCUUGAUAUUGGGGUUAAUAAUAAGAAUGGUUACACAAGUUAUAAGAAAGCUAGUGUUUGGGGUGUUAAGUACUUCAAAAACAAUUUCAAAAGAUUGGCAAAAGUGAAGAGUAUAGUUGAUCCUCUAAACUUCUUCAGAAAUGAACAGAGUGUACCUUCUCUUGUCUCCAAAGGAGGCAUAUAGUUAGUUUUGUUAUUUCUAAGAUUAGCAGCUAAGGUCAUAAUAAAACACAAGUUGUUUUAUUAUUUCUAUUUCAUUUCAUAUGCAUGUUUUUUUUUUUUUUUUUAAAUAAAAAUUUAGAGGAGUUGAGUCUUGGGUGCUCAAAGAAUGUUCUGCGGCAAAAUUUGAUCGUAAGUUUUUUUGAGAUAUAAGCUAAAUAUUUUUCAA